Messenger RNA from Exophiala bonariae, 3309 nucleotides. RefSeq lists its product as uncharacterized. Lineage: Eukaryota; Fungi; Ascomycota; Eurotiomycetes; Chaetothyriales; Herpotrichiellaceae. The record is from RefSeq and is a predicted model, not a curated record. The transcript is spliced from 9 exons. Gene Ontology annotation, biological process: regulation of synaptonemal complex assembly; meiotic cell cycle. The coding region runs from base 1 to 3309 and encodes 1102 amino acids.
AUGCCAUCGACCAAAUCUACGAGAAAAGCUCAAUCGGUGCUUGACUUUGCAAAGCACCUACAGGACUACCUUGACAAGCAUCACUCAUCGUCCACUCAGCCUUUCCCCGAUAUCUCGAUCUACAUUGAAGUACUCCCACUUUCUCAACAAGACAUCUCACCACCUCAAUGCGUGGAGUUCGAUCGAGUUGGAGUUGCCAUUUGGAAUCGGUGCCGUACUCUACGUGAGAGCGGUCAAGACCUAUUCAACCUGACAGACCUAGCCAAAGUACGUGCUUUUGCAUACCUUGUCCUCGACACAGCUGCCGGUUCAUAUCGCAAAGAUGCAGUAAACCAGAGAACCUUCAACAGUGGGCUCAAAGCUGUGAAGGAUUGCCUGCUUGUUGACACUGGCGGCGCCCUUACUGUCAUCGGCACCAAAAUAGUCGAGCAGUUGGCGUCUAGGCUGGAAGGUGUAUCACCGGAACUUCGAACACAAUACCUACUGCUGCGCAUCCUCUUGGCUUGGAAACAAGAUCGUCUCGAGCUUGCGGAGCAUUUCGGUCAUCAGCUUGAAGGAGUUCAAUCUACCCUUACCGCUAGCGACCGCCAACAAUUUGGAGACCUCUGUUACGAAAUCGGGAACGAUCAGAUGAAGCGGGAUCACAUGAUUCUCGCGAGAAAGUGGCUACGGAGAGGCCUCUACGUUUGUACUGAUCAAGGGCUUGAACCCGGGGACGUGGACAUAAGCGAGCUACGGCUCAAUCUGAUGCAUUCGCACGGUGAGUGGUCUUUUGUCGAACACGGUUCGAGAGAACAACAAUCUUAUACUCAAGAUGAAGGUGUAAUUGCUCUCCAGUCGCUACGUUCGAACUUCGACAAAUUCCCUGUCAAAGUUCUCCAGCUCGAAGUGUACGCGCAGAAUUCGAAACUCGGUCAAGACGCAUACUAUUCGGUGCUCUUAGACGUGAUAGGUUGUGCGCAUCUAAUCCCAACAAACCACAGAUUGAUUCUGCAUCACAUCCAUCUUUUGAAGCUUACAAGUCCCAGCUUUGCCUCCCAAGCGUUGCGGACAUAUAUCGUCCAGCGGUUAGUGCUUCAUGACGAUGUGGCCUGGGUCGAAGCCGGGCUGCUCACUCUCUUAUGGAUGUUGGUUACGAGCGCUGCAGAUUCGACAUCAGUUCAAAAUGAACUCGAGUUGGCUCUGAAUGAUACGUACGAGGUUUGGAGCAAUGCACUUAGCCCAGAAGCAACUCAUGGUGCCUUCAUUCUCCUUUGGAAACGCAUCGGAGAUAGUUUCAAAACAGAACAUCACAGAGACACUGUCCAAUGGUGUUGCAUCGCGCUGCACAAGCUGUUCUCAAAUGCUGGAGACGAGAAUAUUGGGAAAAUCGAACGAAUGAUGAUCAAAUGCUAUCUAGAGCUAUCUCAAUUCAACGCGGCACUGGGUGUAUUUGAAGAUAUGCCAGCAACCCGGAAAAGUCACCCGUUGAGUCGAGUUCUCUGCUACAGCCUCGCGCUCCGACGUCACGAUAGCAGUCUUAUACAAUCUGCUCUCAAUGCAUUGGCUUUGGCUCACAGCGAUCAAAAUCGCACAUUGUUUGCUGCAGUUUCUGAAACCAUGAAAUAUGGGACAAAGCGGCAAGGAGCCCAGCUGUUACAGCGAAUCCUCGACAAGUACCACAAUACCCCAUCACCUGAAAUCGAUAAGCCGUUACUGCUUAGAUGUACUGCUCGCCUCUUGAUCUUGGCCCUCACAGAAGAAGACUACGACUUAGAAGAGCUCCUUUCAAGGCUAUGUGCAAUACUGAAGACAGUAGCGGCCCUCACCUACAACGAAUCAUCCCGAGAGUUAUCAUCAACUGCCUUGUCGCUCAGUGAUUGCAAAUGGUUCAAAGUGACAGUUUUCAGAACGGCUGUGCAAAAUAUCGACACGUGGCCUGACAAAUCUAUUGCAUUAUUCUUGCCAGGUACCAUUCGAACAGUUACCAUCUUGCUCAAUGCUAAUACGUACCAGAUACGAUAUCCGGAUGAAAUCUCCCUAGAGGAUAAAGUCGACAGAAAGAUCUACGAGAUUGAUGCUUCAUGUGUUCAAGCCAUGUUAUAUCUGAGGGCGGCAAGAGCAUGCUGCUCAUCGACAACUAUCUCUGAUAUGCCUAAGUCGUCCUAUUCCAGUGAGACACCACCAAUCACAGAGGAAUUACGAUCUACACUGUACCGGAAUCUGGUGGACAAGUAUUCGUGUUCUCAGAGUCUACUUGAUGGUUUGGUCGAAGGCAUGGUGGACAGAGAUCUCUUGAAGCAUACAAAGGCGAAGCUCGUCAAUCUUCUCCCAUUCGCCUUCGAGUCGACCUUGUUCCUAAUAACGCAAACCUCAAACUCAAAUCUCCCAGAGAGCCUUCUGUCGCUCAGUCAGCUGGUUGACCAUGCGGUGGAACUGAAAGCGCCUGAUGUAGCAUACCCACUGAUUGUGGAUAUGAUUCUAGCAUCUGUCACUGCCGAUGCUGAUUACGCUCUUAUCCUUGACCAACAUGACAUCAGCAAGCGAACCACCACAAAUAGUUCAAAGUUGGACUCCGAUCAAGCACAAGCGCUGCAGAUAGUGAAGACAAUCACCGAGCAGGCAUUAUCUCUAGCGAUUGGAUCGGAUCAUCCGUCCAGUCUCAGGUACCCAGCCGAAGAGGUCGAAUGGUUAGCUUCGACGUUGUUCAAUCUUUCCGUCGACAUUCUGUACUGGAGCCAGGCGAGGAUCAACAACAUUGAUCAAAGAAAGCAACAACCCCACGACAACGAACCGAGGCCUGAAGAGCUCGCAUCGUCCACAUGCAACGAAACCGACCCUGCACCCCAGAGGCUCCCUAGCGUCAUGUCCGGGCACACAGCCGAAUCCGGGGCAGCUCCCGGCGCUAAAGCACCUCGGGAUGCAGGUACCGCCGCCCUCUCUACCAAAAGCAAUCUCAAUCUCAGUUGCGAUCACGAUGCCUCCUGUCUUGACACAGAUACGAAAGUCCAAAGCAAAGACAACAAGGAACCUAAACGCUGCGACAUCACGUCGCCCCAGCAGUGGGCCAGCCUUGCCGUCCAGCUCGCCGAUCUGCUCGACGACACGAACCGAGGCUCGCCUGGAAGACACGACGAUCUACCAGACUUUCCCGGAUGGGUAGCUGGAAACACUUACCGUGCCUCGGCUGACGUUGAAUUAGCGGAUUCAAGGAGCCGACAAGGAGGUGCUGGUGGAGGUGCUGGAUCUGCAUACGGUGAUGGAGGUGCCCUGGCACGCGUGAUCAGAGAGCGCUGCCGGAUGCUUGGAUGGGAAAAUCCAGCGUCGUGA